Sclerotinia borealis F-4128 is the source of this 2124-nucleotide messenger RNA. NCBI's taxonomy places the organism in Eukaryota, Fungi, Ascomycota, Leotiomycetes, Helotiales, Sclerotiniaceae. The record is from the annotation of a GenBank genome assembly.
AUGUCAUCACAAACAAGCAACGGCGAUAGGAAACUAUUCAAGUCUAAAACUAUGGCUGUCUAUGCCCGUGAUCAAUGUUCGGGGUCUCGCGAUACCUUGGAUAAUGUUGAGAUGCAAAGGAGAGAAGAUGACUAUGGAGAUCAGGAAGAUGGAUUGUUGUCAGACGAGAAGGAUUCCCCAUUACCAGAAUUUGAAGUGGAAGAGGAAUGGCAUUUGAGAACCGGCUGGGUAAUUGUCUCAUCGAUUUUAACUAUCGUGGGAUGUUUCGUCGCGAUGGUUGCAUUCGGAAGGUACUUCGUCGCCAAAGAAGGUACGAUGAUUGACUAUCCAGAGACAUCAUCUAGCGACUUCCGCAGGUCAACAAGUGAUUAUAUCUUGGAUCCCGACUGGGACUUUGAUGCCUCCUCAAAAGUUCGGAUAUAUCAUUGGGCGAUCAAAGAUAUCAUGGCAAACCCAGAUGGGGUUUUGAGACCUAUGAUCACUAUCAAUUCACAAUUCCCUGGGCCGAGGAUUGAGUGUAAUGAGGGUGAUACUUUGAUUAUUGAUGUUGAUAAUCAAAGUGUCAAUGCUACCUCUAUACAUUUCCAUGGUAUCUUUCAAAACGGAACGAACCAUAUGGACGGUACCACGGGAGUAACACAAUGUCCUAUCGCGCCAGGCCAUAAGUUUCGCUAUGAGUUCACCGUCACCGGUCAAUCUGGCACCUAUUACUAUCAUGGACAUCAAGCUGUACAAAUAUCCGAUGGCUUGUACGGGCCUCUAGUUAUUCAUUCCAAGAAAGAGAAGACUUUACAGCAAAUAUCAUAUGCUACGGAUCGCGUAGUCAUGCUCCAAGAUUAUUACCACGAGCUUAGCAGUGGACUCCUGAUUGAAGAUCUCAAGCCUGGUAGCGAAUCUUCACCAAUUCCUGAUGGAGCAUUAAUCAAUGGACUUAACAGUCGAGACUGUUCCGUUCUACCACAUCGAACAUGUGACAACUCGACAGCAAGUCUCCCUUCAUUCGAUUUAACCGCAAAUGCCAAUCAUAGGCUACGAUUCAUCAACGUUGGUGCAUUUGCUUGGUUUCAAGUCAGUUUAGAUGAGCACGAGUUUGCAAUCACUGAAGUAGACGGUACGGAUAUUAUGCCGUCAUAUGAUACUCGCUUGAUGAUUAGUCCUGCACAGCGCUACAGUCUAAUCAUCAACACCAAUCAUAUCUCCACCGAUGUGUUUUGGCUUCGAGCACGAAUGGUAACGCAUUGCUGGAAAGAACCUAAUUUACCCGCACAUGGGGCUGCUGAAGUUCGAGCUAUUAUCCGUUAUGUUUCUGACAACAACUCACCGAAAGACAUAACCAUACAACCCACUUCUCUAAAUUGGAAUAAGGGAAUCGAAGUAAAAUGCAGAGACAUGAACACCACGACCUAUAUCCCCACCUCCCUUAGACCCGCACCCACGAUAGCAGAUCACACCUAUUUCCUACGCGCAAAUCUAGAAAGAGGCGAUUGGCGUCUGCAGCGAGGCUUUCUCAAUACCUCUACUUUUCGUCCUCAGAUUCAACACCCAACACUCCAUCGCACCAUCGAUGGUUUUGCCACUAAAAAUGAAUCGUUCACAUCCUUGAGUGAUACCAACGGGGUAAAUUCAGUAGCAUACGACCAGAAACAUGAUUUCCUAAUCCAACACUCUGGGAUUAAAGUCGUCGAUAUCAUCAUCCAAAACUUCGACGAAGGAAGCCAUCCCAUGCAUCUCCACGGCCACAAAAUGUGGGUUUUAGGUCAAGCUCACGGUCCCUUUCCGGGUUAUCAAGCCCUGAAUCUCCAAGAGCAGGGCCGUGGUACACUGCCAGGUCACGAACACGCACUAGAUAACUUGAUACGAAGAGAUGUAGCGAGCGUAGAAGGAUUCGGAUGGUUGGCUCUUAGAUUUGUGGCGGAUAAUCCGGGAGUGUGGGCUUUUCAUUGUCAUAUGAUGUGGCAUGCUGAGGCGGGCAUGGUGAUGCAGUUUAUAGAUCGCGUGGAUGAAGUGGCGAUGUGGAAAAUCCCAAAGGAAAAUCAAAAAUUGUGUGAAGUUGAUAUUGGGGAGUUGGAGAAAGGGGCGGUGCCGAAGGAUGAGACGUGGUUUGGUUUUGGGGUUGGGGGGUGA